This is a messenger RNA of Adineta steineri, 1212 nucleotides long. NCBI's taxonomy places the organism in Eukaryota, Metazoa, Rotifera, Eurotatoria, Adinetida, Adinetidae. The record is from the annotation of a GenBank genome assembly.
AUGUCAUCAGUACCAUUACGUGAUUUUUUAACCCAUCUAUGUAUUAGUUCAGAAAAAGCAGCAUGUAUUGCCCGGUAUAUUCGUUUUAUGAAUACAAAUUUCAAUGAUAUGGUUCAAGAGAAACAACUGGAUGAAAAUCAUCAAUAUCUUAAUGCUGAUUAUAAAACUUUAGCUGAUGUUAUUAUACAAGAAGUUAUUAAACGAGAUCUAGGAUUCGUUUAUCCAUCAUUAAAGGAUCGAAUUUAUGGUGAAGAAGAUGGUUCAUUAAAAUUACAAUCAAGUAAUGAAAAGAUUCCAAUUAAUGUUGAUUGUAGUCAAAAUGAUAUUCUCGAUCUACUUCAAAAAGUAUUUAAUACUGAAUCAACAGAAUCAAUUCAAGCAUUAGCUAAAAUUGUUUCUUCGUCUUCCGAUGUAAACCUUCCCGAACAGUAUUACCAGUCAUUUGAAAAAAUUCCGAGUGAUAUUUCUAUUGAUUUAUCUAAUAUCGGAAUAUGGAUUGAUCCAGUUGAUGGUACACAACAAUAUAUAUAUGGUACUGAUGGCAGAAUUGAUGAAAAUACUGGUAUUGCAAGAGAUGGGCUUCCAACAGCUUUAGUACUUAUUGGAUGUUUUAAUAUUGACGAUGGUAAUCCUGUUGUUGGUGUAAUAAAUCGAGCAUUCAAUAAAAAAAUUGAUGGACAUACGUGGACUGGUUUGAUUUAUUGGGGUACAGCAUUACCAAAUGCAAAAUUUAAUAACUUAAGUGAUGUAUAUAAAGGAAAUACGAGAAAUGAUAAACAAAUAUUUUUACAUGGUACUGCUGAUGUAAAUACAUUUAAUAGUAUUCUAAAUGAUUGGAUUAAAAUGGAAGUAGCUGCAUGUGGUAAUAAAUUAUUAUCCAUUGCAUUAAAACAAGCAAAUAUUACUUUAGUAACAAAAGCUGCUGCAUUUAAUUGGGACUUAUGUGCCGCUCAUGCAAUAAUGCUAUCUAUCGAUGGUCAAAUACUUGAUCUUAGUAAACUUAUGACUUAUUAUAAAGAAAAUCAAUCUCUCGAUGAUCUCAAUUUAUUACAAUUUCAAAUUACUUAUAAUAAUAUUAAAUCAACGAAAUUUGAUCCCAAAGAUUAUGCAUGUUCACCAUUUAUUACUUAUUAUAAUCAAAACGAUCUAAUCAAUAUUCUCCAAGCACUUCUAGUCAACAAGAUAGUUAUUGAACAAAAAAAUUCCGUUUAA